GUAAGAACGUACAAUUAAUUUCAUAUUAGAAAGUGUGAGCUGGUGAAUGACGUAUAAAUCUUCUGUUAUCAGUUAACACAGUCCAAAAAGUCGAAUAAGUGAUACGGGUUGGGUUGGUUCUACUCAACUGUGAUGAGCAAAAGUUCCCAGGGUGCUUGUGAUGCUGGGAGGGGUGACCUAAAUUUUUUUGUGGAGGAACUAAAAAGACUGGAAAAUAAAAAGAAAUAUUUAGAUCGUUUGAUAACAAAUCUAUCAACCCGCUCUUCUUUAAACUUUUGGACUUCAGAGGUGUUUGGAGAAAUAAUAGAUGAUCUUACUUUAGAAGUAAUAUUUAUUAUACACAAAGCCUUUAAACUGGCGAGAAUUUCUAAACAAGUAAAUACUAAAAAAACUUGCGAAGUCGGUUUCGAUAUUUAUGGUCAAAACCCCGAUAAAUACAAAACUGAAUCAUUUAAAUGCAACAACUGCCAGAGAGUAGUCGUGGCUUCUCGUUUUGCUCCGCACUUGGAGGGAUGCAUGGGAAAAGGGAGGACCACAAGACAGUCUAGAAGGGCUAACCAACAAGCUAAGAAGUAUAAGGUUCAAGAAUCAAGCGAAGAUGAAGAUUAA
Messenger RNA from Zophobas morio, 609 nucleotides. RefSeq names its product ataxin-7-like protein 3. The record is from RefSeq and is a predicted model, not a curated record. Gene Ontology annotation, molecular function: transcription coactivator activity. The coding region runs from base 133 to 609 and encodes 158 amino acids. Gene Ontology annotation, biological process: regulation of transcription by RNA polymerase II; positive regulation of DNA-templated transcription. Lineage: Eukaryota; Metazoa; Arthropoda; Insecta; Coleoptera; Tenebrionidae. The transcript is spliced from 6 exons. Gene Ontology annotation, cellular component: SAGA complex; DUBm complex.